GGGGCCAGUGCUUGUGUCUCUCCCUGGACGUGCUUGUUUUUCCUUGAAUUUCAGCUUGCUCAGCUGUCCUGUAACCUCAGUUCUCUGGCUGCUUCAAGGAGAGUUAGGGUUUUGUAGAUUAUUUAACAACUUCUUAUUAUAGGAGUGGGAGUGGUGCUUUUCCCAGCUUUCUACAUCCUAAAUGGAAGUGGGAAGUUGAGGAGAUUCCAUUUUAUAUCAGAUAUUAUUUUCCUGUGAAAUGAGCUUAACUGUGUUUUUUCCUCUCUGUGACAACCGUGAUUAAAUAUAUAUUUGGUCUCCGUCCACUAUUUCUGGCCCACAGCUCCUGUACUUUGCUACAUUAAGAGCCAUAUGGACAUUUUUUUGUUAUAAUAUUUAGUUUUGUUUCUGAAAUAGUUCCAGAGCAUAAAACGUGAAAGAAGUGAAAUGGAUGUCUGUUACAGCCCCUUUCAACAUGCAGGAGUUUACAUUAAUCAGGUGAUUUUUGGAAAGCAUCUAAAUCCUCUUAGGAUGGAGGCUGGUUGCCAAGAAACCAACCUUGUGAUUAGAGGUGGAACUUUCAGACCAGUCCCAGCCUCUGGGGAGGGGAGAGGAGUUGGAGGUCAGAUCAAUCACCUGUGGUCAAUGAUUUAAUCAUUCAUACCUUUGUAUUUAAGCCUCCGUAAAAAAUCCAAAAGAUGGGGUUUGGAGAGCUUCUGGGUCGGCGAACACGCGGAGGUGCUGGGAGAGAGACGUGCCCAGCGAGCGCAGGGAAACUCGGUGCCCCCUGCCACAUACCUUGCUCUGUGCCAUGCCUUCCUGAGUGCAGUGCACUGGUAAUCUAAUAAAUUUUCCUUAAUCCAGUGGGCUGCUUUAGCAAUUUAAUUAAACUCAAGGAGGGGGUGGUUGGAACCUCCUAUUUGUAGCCAGUCAUAGGCACUGGUAACAACCUGGACCUGCGAAUGGUAUCUGAAACGGUGGUAGGGGGCAGUUUUGUGGGACUGAGCCCUUACCCUGUGGGAACUGAUACUCUAGCUGGGUAGACGGCGUCAGAAUUUAGUAGGACACCCAGCUGGUGUUGCAGAAUUGCUUGUUGUGUGGAAAACCCACACAUCUGGUGUCAGCAGUUCAAAGGGAAUACCUGGUGGCUUUCCCCCUUCCCUGCCCAGUCCUCCCAGCUAGGGUCUGAUGGAACAGGAGGAGGCUGGAGCUGGCCUGUGUUGCGUUGGGGGAAAAGAACAGCCCAGGUCUCUGCAGCUGACUCAUGUGCGAGUACAGGCUCCUCAGCUACUUCCUUGUUCUGUUUUUGCGGGUGCCUGGGCUCACUCGCCAGACACGUGGAAACAAAUGUGUUCCGGUGUGCCUGCACGGGGAGACCUGCAGGCCCGAUGCCAGGGGUGAAGGGAAAGCAGUGCCACCUCACAGCCACGCCUCCUCCAAGCAGAGGCGGGCUGGCGCAACCCCUCUGGGAGUGCGGGAAGGCCUCCUGGUGCCCCAGAGGAGCUUUUUUCAGGUGGGUUCGGGUCCGGACUGAGGAGGGGCACUGAGACAGGCCGUAGUAAACACAGGUGUGAAGGAAACAUUCGCCAUGGAAGCCAAGGAGCCGGAGAGCCAGGCGCCUGCAUAUCAUUUCAUUCCUGAGGCCGGCAAGCCCAGGGAGGAAGAUGACAGCACGUCACCUCAAGGGACCACAGAAGCUAUGCAGCUGAAGAAGGAGAUCUCUCUGCUGAAUGGUGUCAGCCUGGUGGUGGGCAACAUGAUCGGCUCAGGGAUCUUUGUUUCACCCAAGGGUGUUCUGGCAUACACAACUUCCUAUGGGUUGUCGCUGGUCGUAUGGGCCAUUGGUGGGCUUUUCUCCGUUGUGGGUGCCCUUUGCUAUGCAGAACUGGGGACCACCAUCACCAAGUCUGGGGCCAGCUAUGCUUAUAUUCUAGAGGCCUUUGGGGGCUUCAUUGCCUUCAUUCGCCUCUGGGCCUCCCUGCUAAUCGUCGAGCCCACCAGUCAGGCCAUCAUCGCCAUCACCUUCGCCAACUACAUCAUUCAGCCCUCCUUUCCGACCUGUGACCCGCCGUACCUGGCCUGCCGGCUCCUCGCUGCUGCUUGCAUAUGUCUGCUGACAUUUGUGAACUGUGCCUAUGUCAAGUGGGGCACGCGUGUACAGGAUACGUUCACUUACGCUAAGGUCCUAGCGCUCAUUGCCAUCAUCAUCAUGGGCCUGGUUAAACUGUGCCAGGGACACUCUGAGCACUUUCAGGACGCCUUUGAGGGUUCCUCCUGGGACGUGGGAAAACUCUCUCUCGCCCUCUACUCUGCCCUCUUCUCUUACUCAGGUUGGGAUACCCUUAAUUUUGUAACAGAAGAAAUCAAAAACCCAGAAAGAAAUUUGCCCCUGGCCAUUGGGAUUUCUCUGCCAAUUGUGACGCUCAUCUACACCCUGACCAACGUGGCCUAUUACACAGUGCUGAACAUUUCAGAUGUCCUUGGCAGUGAUGCCGUGGCUGUGACAUUUGCUGACCAGACCUUUGGUGUAUUCAGCUGGACCAUUCCCAUUGCUGUUGCUCUGUCUUGCUUUGGGGGCCUCAACGCGUCUAUCUUUGCUUCAUCAAGGCUGUUCUUCGUGGGCUCCCGUGAGGGCCACCUCCCAGACCUUCUGUCCAUGAUCCACAUUGAGCGUUUUACACCCAUCCCUGCUUUAUUGUUCAAUUGCACCAUGACACUCAUCUACCUCACUGUGGAGGAUGUCUUCCUGCUCAUCAACUACUUCAGCUUCAGCUACUGGUUCUUUGUGGGCCUGUCUGUGGCUGGACAGCUCUACCUUCGCUGGAAGGAGCCCAACCGGCCUCGGCCUCUCAAGCUGAGCCUGUUUUUUCCCAUCGUGUUCUGCAUAUGCUCCUUGUUUCUGGUGAUUGUGCCCCUUUUUGGUGACACCAUCAACUCCCUCAUUGGCAUCGGGAUCGCCCUCUCCGGAGUCCCCAUCUACUUCCUGGGUGUCUACCUGCCAGAGUCCCGGAGGCCACUCUUUGUUCGGAAUAUCGUAGCCACUGUCACCAGAGUCACACAGCGUAUUUGCUUUUGCGUCCUGACUGAGCUAGAUGUAGCUGAAGAGGGAAAGGUUGACAGGAAAACUGACUAGAGGCUGCAGUGAAGUUCCCUGAGGCCUGGAAGGUUGGCUAACUGUGGCCACAGCCACCAAAGUCCAGAUGACACGACUUUGUGGGCCCAACCCUCUUGGACUAAAGGAGCCUGUUGGCCCACAUUAUGUAAGGGGGCUUAGGGCCGACGGGCCUCCUCAGGUGGUCGCUGUUAUUGGUAAGCCAUGGGAAGAGACUUGGAGUCUGGGGCCAGCCUGGAGGUGGGGACUCCGGGGUGGGGGUGGGGGUUGGGAAUGGGCUGGGUUUUGUUCCAGGUGGGUGGUGCAUCCCGUACUGACACUUGCUGAGUUGCACUGGGGGAAGAAGAGUGCUAGCUAGGUUAAUAGGUGUAGCUGGUGGUUUCUAAAUUUGGUAUCUGAGGUUUGAAUCAGGAGUCUCUACAAAGGGGCUGCCCUUAUGGGAAGCUUUCCUCUGACCAGGUCCAAGCACCUGACUCUAGAGGCCUAAAUGGCUACCAUUUCUUCCUCUGGUUCAAAACCCUUCCCUGGGGAGAUUAUACUCCCAAGUACCAAAGCCGAGGCCCUCUGUCUUUAAGAGGCGUCUCUACGUGGUGGUGGGUCAGACUGACCACAGAUUUUGCUUGGUUUUAGCACAAUCUUCUGUGAAGUUUUACCUGCCAAGGUUACCUUUAAAUGUUUUUUACUCAUGUUCCUGUACAUUUUAGUAUAUAGAUGGAUGACAUGUUACAAGCACCUGGCUGAAGUUCAGCAACGACAGGUGAACCAAUUCAUGAGUCAGAAGUCUGGCAGUACUGCUUUUGAAGGAUAAUCCUUUAUUUUACUUGAGACCUUGUCUUUGUUCUAGUUGAUAACGUAAAUCUCUGGGUUUCUGGUAAGAACUUUAAGAGGACAGAAACUUCUCGAGUUCAGGUGGAUCACCUGGAUUCUUUCAGCUGUUGUCUCAUGGACCCAAGCCACCAAAUAGCUUGUUCCCCUCUGUAAAGGUCGGUGUGAGGGGCUGCUGUGCAGACCCACGCAAGCCCACCUUGGUGCUAGAGGUGGUCUUUUUUUCCUCGGAAAACCUCACACCAGGCUGCAUCCUCCUCUUCUGUUCCCAACACCAGGCUUUGUUUACACUGAGCCGCCUUGGUGUGGAUCAUCAGGAUAGCGCACUCCUCUCCCGCCUGCCUCCUGGUGCGAGGUCUGGUGGGGCUUGUCUCAGGAAGACCUUGGUACUUAUGGAGACUUCUGUAAUUCCCCCGUGAUCAGUGAAGACUGGGGGAAAAGCUGCUUCAACCUCAGUCUGGCUUCUCAGUGGACUGCACGACUGGAAACAACUGAUUCUGGUGCUCAGGCUGCUCUCUGGCACCCAGGCCAAACCAGAGCAGCAGGUUCGCCCUAAUGGAUGUUCCUUCUAGCAGCACAGCCUUACUGGAUCGUACAGCUUCCCUGGGAUGUCCUUGGACUGUCAUCAAGGGACCAGAAGAACCUGCUGGCUGGCAUGCCUCGUGGACUUCUUGUCCUUAGGGUCUGGGAUUGACCAGUGGUAAAGACAAGAACUACAAGGCAAUCUUCCAUUCUGACUGGCUUACUCUGCCGAACUGGCCCAUCCCAGACAAGGGGGUAGGGCAUACUUGCUCAGUAAGGACAACUUAGGGGAGUGAGCUCACAGUGGCUUUUGCUUUAGGGCAAGCACCUGUGAGAAUGUUGGGGGACAUUCCUACUAUCCUGGGUUGGGGAUACGCGCAGCAGAUUCCCGUCCGACAACAGGGAGCCCUGUGCAGAGGGUAACUUGCGUUGAUUAUGUAAACAUGACUCCUGACUGAGUGAGGCUGGCUGGCAUCUGUCCCAAGGAUCCUCCAGAGCUAAUCCUUUAAGCAUACUGCACUUGUCUGGAUGAUCCCUGAGCCAGGCUUUAGCUUUCUCCACUCAAGUGCAUGACCAGCUAAUUCCAGGAACUUGCUGCUCCCUAGUGGCUCCCAGGGGAAACAAGGGCCUCACACUCCAGGUGCCCUAAUACUUGCUUUUGAGCCAUGUUAUUCUCCUCUCAUUACUGGAUGGUGACUGCAUUCUUCCCUUCUCCUCUGGGUACAGACUCUUCCUAGGAACCACCCUGUGGGAAGGAAGCCAGAGACUUCUCCACUCGGGCUUCAUGGUGGAAUUGAUUUCCAUCAGGUUUUUGUUCAUCAACCUCAGUCCUCCUGGUAUGCUAAUCCCUUUUGCAGUGGGUACGAUUUGUGAAGUCAGCCGUUUAAUGUUGGCAAACCUCAAUGAAUACAUAAACAGCAGUGAGCACAUUACAAUCGUACAGAGUGGUUUCUAAUCCUCCGAUUCUGCGCCUAUAGGAGACUACGAUGACUAGUAUUUGACAUUUAAGUUGCUGCCUGUUAUUUGCAACACCGAAUUGUACCUUUGUGGACAGUUAGGGUUGGAAACCAAUAGUCUGUUGGUUUUACAGCUGCAGUAGUAGAACAUGAGAACACAUACACAUGAAAUUUAAUCGUUUUGCCAGGUUUAACAACUCUGUGUAGCUAGGAACUCAUGUAGGUAAAGACUUACAAAGAGUGAGUGAAGGCAGGAUGGGAAAGCAGAGAUGCUUAUGCAAUGUUGGGAGAGGUGGGGAGACACAUCCCUGUGUAAUUCCCCUUCCCAUGUGACUGAGUGUGUCAGGGGCGAGAGGGCACAAAGAACCUUUGAAUAGAAGGUUCUGUGUAUUAAUUGCCCCAGACGUGUGCUGUCCAGUACAGUUAGCUACCAGCCACAUGUAGCUAGUUAAAUAAAAUAAAAAAUUUCAGUUCCUCAGUUGCACUCAUCCCAUUAAAAGUGCUCAGCCCCAUGUGGCUGGUGGCUCCCACUGCACAGUACACAUACAGAACACAGUCAUCUUUGCAGAGUUCCACUGGACAGUGUUACAUUAGAAGGUUAAUGCCAGCUCAGUGAGAGGGCAGCUGUGGGUUGGAAGGGGUAGGGAUAGAGAAUUUGCUUACAAGAGAUACAAGUCCUGGUUA
Molecule: messenger RNA, 6078 nt
Organism: Phyllostomus discolor (pale spear-nosed bat)
Lineage: Eukaryota; Metazoa; Chordata; Mammalia; Chiroptera; Phyllostomidae
Gene: SLC7A6
Product: solute carrier family 7 member 6
Exons: 10
Coding region: 1568-3112 (514 amino acids)
Biological process (GO): amino acid transmembrane transport
Cellular component (GO): membrane
Molecular function (GO): L-amino acid transmembrane transporter activity
Source: RefSeq, a predicted model, not a curated record